Melanotaenia boesemani (Boeseman's rainbowfish) is the source of this 1871-nucleotide messenger RNA. It is a transcript of the gene kcnk10a, whose product is annotated as potassium channel, subfamily K, member 10a. Gene Ontology annotation, cellular component: membrane. Gene Ontology annotation, molecular function: potassium ion leak channel activity. Lineage: Eukaryota; Metazoa; Chordata; Actinopteri; Atheriniformes; Melanotaeniidae. Gene Ontology annotation, biological process: potassium ion transmembrane transport; stabilization of membrane potential. Bases 141 to 1835 code for a protein of 564 amino acids. The record is from RefSeq and is a predicted model, not a curated record. The transcript is spliced from 7 exons.
UGCGGCGAGCAGCGUGCGUGCACUCGUGAGGACCUUCGUUGUAGAGAGAAAACAAGCCACAGGCUGCGGAUGACGCGUUUUUACCUCGUGCGGUUCUGACAAUACGGACAUUGAUUAUUUAAUCAGAACCAGAGGUCAAGAUGAGAUUUCCGACGGAGAAUCCGAGAAAACCGGAGAACAUGAACCCUCCACCAGUGGCAGUUCAGACUAACCUAGUUCCUCCAAAGAAGGUCCAGCCUGGCAUGCUUCAGUCCAGCCUGGUACAUGCCAGCGUGGCCACCAUGCAGAACCCGAUGGGCUGCGUUUUGCCGCGGCUCUCUGUCUCCUCCCGCCCCGCCAGCAUGGUGGCCAGCAUGGAGGUGGUGGCAGAUGGCUCAACCCCGUUCACUAUGAUGAAGCUAAAGACUGUUCUGGCUGUAUUUGUGGUGGUGGUGGUCUACCUGGUGGCAGGUGGACUGAUGUUUCAGGCUCUCGAACAGCCGUUUGAAAAUAACCAGAAGAUCGCCAUUACAUCAGAGAAAGCAACUUUCUUGCAGAAACAUCAGUGUGUGUCCCGGGAUGAGCUGGAGGCCAUUAUCAAGCGCUCCAUGGAAGCUGUGAAUGCUGGAGUGAAUCCUGUUGGUGACACUUCCUACAACUUCAGCCACUGGGAUCUGGGUAGUGCGUUUUUCUUUGCUGGAACUGUGAUCACAACAAUAGGAUAUGGAAACAUUGCUCCGAGCACUGAGGGAGGGAAGACUUUCUGCAUUCUUUAUGCUAUUUUUGGAAUCCCACUGUUUGGAUUUCUGUUAGCGGGUGUAGGGGACCAGCUCGGUACAAUAUUUGUCAAAAGCAUUGCAAAGGUGGAGAAAAUGUUCCGGAAUAAACACAACCAGAUCAGCCAGACAAAAAUUCGUGUGGCCUCCACCCUCCUUUUCAUCCUGGCUGGCUGCAUCUUAUUUGUCACCAUCCCAGCUGUGAUCUUCAAACACAUCGAGGGUUGGACGGGCCUGGAGUCGACAUAUUUUGUUGUCAUUACUCUGACUACAGUUGGAAUAGGUGACUAUGUGGCAGGAGGAGAUCGGAGAAUCGAGUACCGCAAGUGGUACAGACCACUUGUGUGGUUCUGGAUCCUGGGUGGCCUGGCCUACUUUGCUGCAGUGCUGAAUAUGAUCAGUGACUGGCUGAGGGUGUUGUCCAAAAAAACAAAAGAAGAGGUUGGGGAGAUCAAGGCUCAUGCAGCAGAGUGGAAAGCAAAUGUACGAGCAGAGUUCCGGGAAACACGUCGGCGUAUGAGUGUUGAAGUUCACGAAAAACUGCAGCGAGCCGCUACCAUGAGGAGCAUGGAGAGACGUCAGCUAGGCCUUGACCAGCGAGCAGUGUCCUUGGACAUGCUUUCUCCGGAGCGCAGGGCAAUCUUCAAUAGCUUAGACACCAACAACUACAAGACGUCUUCCCAGGAAAGCAUUGACAGUAAGUUAAAUAACCUUCGGUUGCAAGGGUCUGAGCAGUGCAACCGAAACCCUGAUCACCACACUACAUCUGAGGAUAACAUUUUUAACCGCUUGGGCUCUGUCACCAAGCUGACUAAGCGCAACAGGAAUAAGGACUUGAAGAAGAACAUCCCAAAUGAGGCACAACGGCCACAGAGUGAAGCCUUCUGUAGCAGUUUACACACUUUUGACUGCGGCACAUCAAUAGUUGAUGAAGGAAAACUAAAAGAUGAAGAAGCUGAGAAUGAAGACAAGGAGUGCAAUACCAGCUUGUCUAAUUUUUCACUCCUUGUUGAACCUUGCAAAGGACUGAAUGGAUUAACUCCAGAGCAGACCAACGAGAACAAAAGUCAGAAAACGUAACACAAAAGGCCUAUUUAGUUGGGUCAGCAGUUUAUA